Messenger RNA from Folsomia candida, 2173 nucleotides. Its product is annotated as RNA polymerase II-associated protein 3. The record is from RefSeq and is a predicted model, not a curated record. Bases 146 to 1891 code for a protein of 581 amino acids. The transcript has 7 exons. Gene Ontology annotation, molecular function: protein binding. NCBI's taxonomy places the organism in Eukaryota, Metazoa, Arthropoda, Collembola, Entomobryomorpha, Isotomidae.
ACGAAGCAACUUUAAAUUUCCGAGACAACACAAAACACUUGAAAAUUUUAGGUCGUCAUCGUCGUCGAAAUACUUUUUGACUGCGUGUGUGUCUUAUCGACAAGGAAGUCACGGGUGUGUCGAUAGUCCAGUCAGAGUGGAUAAGAUGGGGAGCAAACAACAAAUCCCACCAAGUAUUCUCGUCCAGCAGAAAAUUCGUGAAAAUGCGACCGAUGUCCAGAAUUUCUUGUCAGAUCUUUCCAAUUGGAGUAAAGAAAUGAGAGCGACUGAAUUGGCACUGUCGAAUAAACCAAUUCCAGACGUGCCCGUCCAAGAAGAAUCGACUGCCAUCCCGUUAAGAAAUGAUCCUAAAACGAAGAACAAGAAAGUGGAGCAACCACCACACCCACCCAAACCUAAAACUGGAGGGAGUGACUACACCGCGUGGGAAAAGUUUGACGCUGAAAAGGCCUGCGAAGAGGUGGAGAAGAAGGACGAUGUCACAACCAAGAAGACUGGAGACAGGGUGGAAAGUGAAAGUGAUCUCAUCCGACGACGAGCAAUUGAGUUGAAACUGAAGAAAAUGGCGAAUGAGAAGAAAGAUUUGGGGAACCAAUGUCUGAAGGAUAAAGAGUAUGAAAAGGCCGUCGACUAUUACACGGAAGGCAUUCGAUGUGAUAAGAAGAGUGCUGUUUUGUACGCAAACCGGGCCCAGGCGAACAUUUUUCUCAAACAAUACCGGAGAGCUGUGGAAGAUUGUAGUGAAUCCAUUCUGAUCGAUGGAACCUAUGUUAAAGCGUAUUUUCGGAGGGCAAAGGCCAGGUUCCAUUUGGGAAAGUUGCUAGAUGCAAAGAACGAUUUGAAUAAAAUGCUCGACCUUGACCGAGGCAAUGUGGAGGCAAAACAAUUAAUGAAUGAAAUAAAUAAGAAGACCAUGCAAUGUUUGUUGUCCACUCCGGGAUCUCAACCACCAAACACAACGCCAACAACGACGCCGGAUGAUUCCUUGGACAACGGCAGGCUCUCCUACUUUCCCGGUGUGACGACUCGUCUCUUGGGAAAUAACAACUACAAUUCGCUCAGUGGUGUAGGGAGCACGGGAGGAGGAGCUGGACGACUUUUCCGACCCUCUCAGUCAUUAGUGGCCGGAUAUGAUGACGACUAUGAGGAGGAGGACCUCCGUGGUGGUGGAGAUACGGGAGAAAUCUAUCCCAAGAUUAUCCUCCCCAUUACCAAAAGUGUCGCGAAACGAUCAAAGCGACCACUGCUUCCACUCCAUGUAAAAGUUAUUGGACGAAAAGGUCAUGGCGAUGCAGAAUCCAAGAAGAAGAUGCGACUGGAUUUACUAGACUGUAAUGGAAAUGAUGAUCAAGAUGAAGUCAUCGUCUCGUCCUCAUCCUCACCAUCAAACUCAGUAAUAUCCUCCUCCUCCAUGACUUCCGUCUCGUCCCCUCCUGCCAGCUCAAACUACGCAGCAACACCCGCUACACCGAUCGCAACUACGACAAACCACCUUCACUCACUCUUCUCGCAACUACAAAUGACCUCACCUCCACCCAAGCCAUCAACCUCUGCACAGUUCGAACUGGAUUGGCGAAAACUUAAAGGAAACUCGGACAUCGCUGCGCAAUACUUGAAUCAACUCUCGGUGUCCGACUAUCCCACCAUGUUUGGCGAGUCAUUGGAAUAUCGACGUCUCUCCGAAAUCUUGGAGCUUCUCUUGUGGGAAUUCCUUCCGAGAGGUUGGCCCGUUCAGCCGCAUUUGCAGGGACUCGCCUCCGUUCGACGCUUCUCUACCGUGGCCCUCUUCAUGAGCGAGAAGGACAAGGCGAACGCGCGGAAGCUCAUUUCCGAAGUUAGUUCCCAAGAAGAGAGAACAAUGCUGAAUAAGAGUUAUGCAUUGUUGGGUUAGAGAUAGCAGACUAGACUUACUUAGACUUUUACCAUGUAUGUAGCAUGACCCCGAUAAUGAUGACAGUGAUGAUUUGCACUAAUUUUAAUUUAUGGUAAUGUUUAGUUUGUUAUCUAAAUCUUUCUUAAAUCGGUAAUGAAAUAAUGAUCAUAUAGUCAGUCAGUGUCAUGUAUGUAUAUCAUCCACGAUAUUGAUGAUAUUAUAUGCCAGUCACGUUUAGAUACACACACAACAAGUUCUGCUAUUUAACUUGAAUAAAAUUGAUGUGAUAAUGACCGGAAA